This is a messenger RNA of Bombyx mori (domestic silkworm), 760 nucleotides long. It is a transcript of the gene wupA, whose product is annotated as troponin I. The record is from RefSeq and is marked provisional. NCBI's taxonomy places the organism in Eukaryota, Metazoa, Arthropoda, Insecta, Lepidoptera, Bombycidae. Gene Ontology annotation, cellular component: troponin complex. Gene Ontology annotation, biological process: muscle contraction.
AUCUCGUAGGGCCAUCUUCUAAUUCUUGCAGUAGGACACCCUAAACCAACACAACAACAAUGGCGGAUGAUGAAAAAAAGCGUCUCGAGGAGGCGAAGAAGGCCAAACAGGCCGAAAUCGACCGCAAGCGCGCUGAGGUGCGCAAGCGCAUGGAGGAGGCCUCCAAAGCCAAAAAGGCGAAGAAGGGUUUCAUGACACCUGAGAGGAAGAAGAAGCUCAGGUUGCUGCUGCGUAAGAAAGCCGCCGAAGAGUUGAAGAAGGAGCAGGAACGUAAAGCUGCUGAAAGGAGGCGCAUCAUCGAGGAGAGGUGCGGUAAACCUAAGAACAUUGACGACGCCAACGAAGAUACUAUUAAGAGGGUUUGCAAAGACUACCAUGAACGCAUCGCUCGUCUUGAAGAUGAAAAAUUCGAUCUGGAAUACAUCGUUAAAAGGAAAGAUAUGGAGAUCUCCGACCUGAACUCCCAAGUCAACGACCUCAGAGGCAAAUUCGUCAAGCCCACACUAAAGAAGGUUUCCAAAUACGAAAACAAAUUCGCCAAGCUCCAGAAGAAGGCCGCCGAAUUCAACUUCCGUAACCAAUUGAAGGUCGUGAAAAAGAAGGAAUUCACCUUGGAAGAGGAAGACAAAGAGAAAAAGCCUGACUGGUCGAAGGGCAAGCCGGGAGAUCAGAAGGUAAAAGAAGAAGAGGUUGAGGCAUGAACAUCAUAAUACCCAAAUCAUUAAGACCUUUCACCAACUGUCAAUAAUUAUGUGAUGUG